This is a messenger RNA of Haliotis rufescens (red abalone), 1050 nucleotides long. Its product is annotated as proline-rich receptor-like protein kinase PERK9. The record is from RefSeq and is a predicted model, not a curated record. The transcript has a single exon. Lineage: Eukaryota; Metazoa; Mollusca; Gastropoda; Lepetellida; Haliotidae. The coding region runs from base 1 to 1050 and encodes 349 amino acids.
AUGAGAGACCUCUCAAAGUCACUACCGAGGGAGCUUGUCUCCAUCCUGGAGCCCCUGCUGGCUUACCGGGUUGGGGACUACUCCCUCAGGACUUCCUAUAAGUCCAAAACUUCCGAGCUCUCCAUCUCCUUUGACCUAGGUCAAAAGAAGAGGCCUAUGGUCAAGGCCCCGGCCAAGACAAAGCCCAAGGAGAAACCCACCCCGGCCCGUACCCCUGCUGCACCACGCCCGGUACAGAGGAAAAGGCCGCCCAAGGUUAAGAAGACCCCUCCAGUCUCCAUCAUGGAUAUUGAGGAAAGUCUUCCCACUACCCCUCCACCCCCAACAGCAGCACCGGAGCUCGCUCCCCUCGAAUCCAGAGGGGAGGAGCCUUUUCGCUCGCCUGAGGGGACAGGACACGGGAGGAAGAAGAGGAAGAGGAGAAGCAUAUUCUCCCCAGACGCUUCACCCCUCCCAGCUCCUACAAUCACCAAAUCCAUAGAGUGUCAGACCGCCGACCCACCAGGCCCUGAACUCAAUGACAGCCACACCCAGACCGCCACUUCACCAGUCCCUCCUCUCCGCGACAGCCACACCCAGACCAACCCGGUCAAGGUGCCAAAGGAGAAGCCAGAGGACGCGCGGCUCAUGCUUACCCGGGAAGCGGCUAGAGUCAUGCACAGUUUCAAGCACCUGCCCCCACCCGCCUGCGGGAAACCAACCAACAGGAUCCACCCUAGCAGCCGCCCCCAACUAGCCAUGGUUAUGGUCCAGACCAUGGAGGCGAACGCUUCGAACACGAGAUCCACAGUUUCCAGGACCUCAAGGACUUCCUGGAAAACAGCGAUGUUGUCUACUCCAACAACUUCGUCGCCGCCAUGGCCGCCCGCCUCAUCGACGGACUCUUCCCAGGCAUCUGCCGGGAGGAAUGCAAGAUCGCUACCACUCUCCUCACCGGUGUUCUCAAGUAAACGCCUCUGGUCGCCACACAAGCUCGCCCGCCGACGCCGUGCCUUCCCACGCUUGACCCCCUCCCCUCCAACCCACGCCCAACCUUUUCCAUAUUAUUGA